GACAUAUGUCCCGCCUGUGAAAAUCAUAAACAUUGGAGUAUCAGAAUGUAUUUGUAAAUAAUAUACUUUUAAUUUACAUUGUAAAAUUUUAAUGAAAUUGAAUAUAAACGAAAUCUUUAUUGGUGUGAAAUAUUCAUGAAUAUCAUGCUUCGUAAACAUAAUUAUUUCGAGGCCAAAUAAAAACGAAAGAUUGCAGAUGUCCAAUCAACAUCUACUGAAACAUGGUCUGCAUCUUCACAGAUUGCUGCACCAUGUGUCAAGUCUUCAGCGAUAACUAACCCCAUUAUCAGUAAGCCACAGGUAGCGAUCAAAGCAGGCGUCAUGUCUUCGGGGGUUCAACAGGAUGAAGAGCGGACCGAGCUGUUGGGAUCGUUAACAACACAACAACAACAGAGGACCAGCGCCAGGGUCAUUAAGAAACUGAGACUGGAACCGCAAAUUGACAAACGAGACGUCACAGAAUGCGAGACUCCAAACAAAAUAGACGAUAAAGACCCUUUAAAGUUCCCAACGGUCAAACAACGUAUGCCCAAGGCGUUGUGGUCGGCUGAUGAGAAAAGCCUUUUCUUCGAAGCCUUGAACGAAUACGGCAAGGACUUCGACUCAAUCACCUCGUACAUUUGCGCUAAAAUGAAGAAGAAGGGCAUGCUAGAUGGAAAUCUGAAGACUAAGACCCAAGUCAGCCAUUUUUAUUACAGGACGUGGCAUAAGCUGUCCAAACACGUGCGAUUUGAUGAAAAUGUCAAAAAAGUAGCCCAGGAGCUUUACGCUCUGAUAAAUUAUGGCGAGUUGAGAAGGAAGCUGGUGUCUGUUAACGAGAAGAUCUGCGCUCGUUUGGGAGAAAUGGUCCGUGGAGGAUCCAUAGCUGUGAGGACCAAGGGAAAGACGAUCAGAGUCAGAACACCAAUGUGCAGAGCUCUCAGACGACUCAAUCAAAUCGCGGAGCGCGCGUACGGCGCUCGUGUGUGCACCCGGGCUCAAGUGAUAUUGCGCGCUCGGGACGCGGCGUCUUGGACGCGCGUGCAGGCCGCCGCCCACAACCCGCGGGCGGUCGUCGCGCUCACUCUCAGGACGAGGCUCGUGGCGCUGCUGUGGGCUCUCGAGAGACGGUGGAAUUGUAUAAGUCACGUCAUGUUGAUGGAAAAUGGAAGUGAUUUAAAAACCGAGGAAUAUUCUUCGCCAUUUUGUGAGAACGGAGACAAGCUGGACGAACACCUCAACUUGGAAACAGACAGGACCAUAAUCCAAGAGCGUGCGCCCCCCGGUGUGUCGCUCCACGUCGGUCCUCGGCCCGAGGCCGACGUCCGUCUACCGGAGCUUCGCCCUCGCGAGCCUCUGUCCAGUCAGAAGAUAUGCUUUGCUUCAUAUCUCGAAAGAAUGGGCGCUUUGAGAAGACAGGAUGGAGAUGUCAAAAUUCGUACACCGAAACGGCACAGAAAAGACAGCGUGUCCGAUAAAGAUAAGGAAAAUGACAAGAAAAUUAAAAUAGAGGACAUAGAAACAAACAAACUAAUUAACAUAGAAGAAACAGCCAUAGACGGCAUAGAGCUGAUGGCGCAUUACAAGAACAACCAGGAAGAUGAGGAGAAACCCAGCACUGAGGAAGAGAAGGAGAUGAGGUCGGAGGAGAUCGUGGAGGAAGAUUCAGAGAGGGACAAAGACGUGAUAGAGAAAGACAAUGACGUGUUGGACAGAGACAGAGACAUGCGAGAAAGAGACAAAGAUAUGUUGGACAGAGAGAAAGAGAUGCCAGAGAGAGACAAGGAUAUGUUAGAGAGAGAGAAAGACAGCUUCUCAGAAAUGGAAGACGACGAGAAAUAUAACAAGAGUGACACAGACAAUGAGAGCGACGGGCGAGAGAAGAAACAGAUGAAAUAUAAGAAUUUGAAGGUGAAGUUCCGUAUACGUCCCAAGAAGAGAGGUGGCUCCGUCUACACCCUGGUGUUGGAUCAUGACAAGAAUAAGGAGGAAGAUGCCAAGAUAGAUGAAAAGGAGGAGAAGGAAGAAGAACAGAAGCCGGAUAUAGAUGUAGACUUCGCGAUGAGGCAGGUCAGAAAAGGAUGGAGCGUUUGGGACGCGGGGGAUCUUACCAUAGGAGAUUUGUAUUUGAUGUUCGGUUCCCGCUCGAGAUUAGAAUUGGACUACUGGUGGGCGGAGCCUACACCCCCACUACCUAAGACGAGGACGGAAGAUAGGCUCGAUAGGAGAGAGAAAGGGAACAAAACGCCAGACAAGGGAGACAGCUCAGUAGAAGACGAGAGGGAGAGGUGUGACAACGACAUACUCUCACCCAAGAACACGUUCAGCCAAGACAGUAACGACGGCCUGUCCGGCGACGAGAGGAAGAGUGAGCAGCUGUCGUCGCCGGACCACAAGUCCGGGACCUUGAAGCUGGUCAGUAAACUGAUCAACCGACCCACGCACGUCUCCACCAACAACGGGUACUCGCUGGUUAGCGACAGACUGCGGCGACUGCUGGCGCUGGCGGGGAACAGUCACUUUGGUGGAGGGGCGAGAGGAGUGCACGCGCGGAAACACGGAGCGACACAUGUGCAGAAGCCCCCCGCGUGUAGAUUGAGUCCGACGAGGUCUCCCCCCGCCACGGGCCCCGCGCUCUUCAGACACCCCGCACCCAUCGCUCCCAAGCCAGAGCCGGAGUCGUGUCAGUCGCCUAUUAGUCUCAAUGGUCUGCCCAAGUGGCGCCGCGGGCGACCUUCCACCGACAGACGGGUCGUGGUCCAACGUCUCCUGCCCCUCAUGCCCAAACUACCACCACCAAACAAUCUGAUUCCCGUGAAGAUGGUGUCCAACUCCCAGCCGGUCCAACCGAGGCUGGUCCCAAAGCCGCCACCGUCAAGCUCCUCCGACCUGUCGAUGUACUACGUGCUGAGUCAGUCCAACGGACAGUUCUUCUUCCACGACGGCGACAGACGGAUCCCCAUCCUCACCGACUCCGGGAACACCUCCCAGAACGCCGAAGACGCCAAGGCUGAUGAUGGAGAGGUUAAGGAAGACAAGGAGUCGGACAUCAAGAUAGUUAAAGUAGAAGCUGGCGUCGAGAACGGGGGGGAGGCAGGGGAGGGGCGGACAUACGAGCAGAAUGAUAUCUCAAGUUUCCUCCCGUCCGAGUCCCUGUCGCUGUCUCCAUCCCGCUUGCUCCGCGCGCCGGGCGAGGGGGGCGAGGCGGACUGGCUCGACACACACGACUUCUCACUCAGCAGCUUCCUCUCCCACCUGGAGAAGGCCCAGCAGGAGCUACCGGUGGAUUCCCAUCUCCAGUCGUUGAUGGCUGAAAGCAGUGUGGACUACGUGGCCAAGUUCGCUGACCUCGCCGCUGAGGUGGACGACCAAGACCUCAGUGACGACCUGCCUUAAUAUAAACAAACAAUUCAAUUAUAAUAAUCAUGAUUUUUUAUACUAUAGGUAUUGUAAGAAACAAUGUAAUGUGCUUUUAUGAAAUCAGAAUUGUAAAUAAAAUUUUGAUCAUGUGUC
Messenger RNA from Danaus plexippus (monarch butterfly), 3492 nucleotides. RefSeq names its product protein cramped (gene crm). Gene Ontology annotation, biological process: pattern specification process. The transcript is spliced from 21 exons. Gene Ontology annotation, cellular component: nucleus. Gene Ontology annotation, molecular function: chromatin binding. Lineage: Eukaryota; Metazoa; Arthropoda; Insecta; Lepidoptera; Nymphalidae. The record is from RefSeq and is a predicted model, not a curated record. The coding region runs from base 322 to 3375 and encodes 1017 amino acids.